Phragmites australis (common reed) is the source of this 2222-nucleotide messenger RNA. Its product is annotated as signal peptide peptidase-like 3. Gene Ontology annotation, biological process: membrane protein proteolysis. The coding region runs from base 273 to 1826 and encodes 517 amino acids. The record is from RefSeq and is a predicted model, not a curated record. Gene Ontology annotation, cellular component: Golgi-associated vesicle membrane; lysosomal membrane; lumenal side of endoplasmic reticulum membrane. NCBI's taxonomy places the organism in Eukaryota, Viridiplantae, Streptophyta, Magnoliopsida, Poales, Poaceae. The transcript is spliced from 13 exons. Gene Ontology annotation, molecular function: aspartic endopeptidase activity, intramembrane cleaving.
AACCAAGCAAGAGCCAUACUACCAACCAAGCAAGAGCCAUACUAACAAGAAGAGAAAAAAACUUCCUGUGCUCGUUCAUGACGAAACCCCGGGAACACCGGGCGAGCUCGGGUGAAACGACAGCCACCCCCAGUUUUAGGGCAUGUAGACACCUACAGUCCUACACACACGGCGCAUGCACCGAUGCAUGCAGCUAAUUCUCGCAGGGGACGACUGGCGCCUGCGCACGACGACGGCGACUUUGGUCCUCGCGCGCGGCAAUCCGGCACGCCAUGGCGAUCCCGGCCACAUCUCCUCGCGGCCGCCUCGGCCUCCUCCUAUGCGUCCUCCUCCUCGCGUGCCGGGCGCCGCCCGCCGUCGGCGCCGAUUCGGAGUUCGAGGACGGGAUUUCGCCAAAGUUCCCCGGCUGCGACAACACCUUCCAAAAGGUGAAAGUGAUGUACUGGGUGGACGGCGACGAGCGGAACAGCCUCACCGGGAUCACCGCGAGGUUCGGUCAGAUCCUGCCGGACAUCGCGUCCGACAGCCAGAAGCAGCAGGCCGUCGUUCCCAGCCCCAGGAGCAGCUGCGCCAAGUCAUCCGCCCAGCUCGCCAACUCCGUAGCGGUGGCUGAGCGCGGGGAGUGCACGUUCCUCGAGAAGGCGAAGACGGCGGAGUCCGGCGGGGCGGCGGCGUUGCUCCUGAUCAACGACGUCGACGAUCUGCAGAAGAUGGUAUGCACCGACAAGGACCCGCCUCCCGACAUCACCAUCCCGGUCGUCAUGGUGUCACAGUCUGCGGGCUUCAAGAUCCUGUCAGCCAUCGAGGAUGGGGCAAAGGUGGACAUUCUCAUGUACGCGCCGGAGAAGCCGUCCUUCGAUGGCGCCAUACCUUUCCUCUGGAUGAUGGCCGUCGGUACAGUGGCCUGUGCCUCCGUGUGGACUGUCGUCGUUGUCGGGGAAGAGCCUCGUAAGAACGCACCUUCACUGGGUGGAGAGGAAGAUCCCGAAUCCGAAAUCGUGGAGCUGAAAACCAAAACCGCGCUUGUGUUCAUCGUCACGUCGUCGCUUGUGCUGCUGUUCCUCUUCUACUUCAAGUCCAGCUGGUCUGCAUGGCUGCUGGUUUUUCUCUUCUGCCUAGGUGGUCUCCAGGGAUUGCACUAUGUUGCCUCAACUCUCAUUCUAAGACUAUGUGACCGGUGUCGCGAUGCGAAAGUGAAGCUCCCAGCCAUAGGGAAUGUGACGGUGGUGACACUUGUCAUCUUACCGUUAGCCCUGAUCAUCGUCGUUUAUUGGGCUGCACACCAGAGUUCAUCGUUUGCUUGGGUUGGGCAGAACCUCAUGGGAAUCUGUAUGAUGAUUCUUGUGUUGCAAGUGGUCCAUAUGCCAAAUAUAAAAGUUGCAUCAGCCCUUCUUAUCAGUGCUUUUCUGUAUGACAUAUUCUGGGUGUUCAUAUCACCCCUCAUAUUCAAGAAAAGCGUCAUGAUCACAGUUGCUCGUGGCAGCGACGAUGGACCAAGCCUUCCCAUGGUACUGAAGAUGCCAAAGGAGUUUGAUUCAUGGAACGGCUAUGACAUGAUUGGAUUUGGGGACAUUCUUUUCCCUGGACUGCUUGUUGCUUUCAGUUUCAGAUAUGACAGAUCACACGGCAAGGACUUGACUGACGGCUAUUUCCUUUGCCUAAUGAUCGGUUACGCCUUCGGCUUGUCAUGCACAUAUCUUGGCCUGUACAUAAUGAAGAGUGGCCAGCCAGCUCUGCUCUACCUCGUCCCUUCAACACUAGGAGUUAUCGUCACGUUGGGCGCCAGAAGAGGAGAGCUUAGUCAGCUCUGGAACGCCAAGGUAUAGCCUGUGGAACGCUCCAAGUUGACAGGAUGACAUUGGUUGCAAGCUUGCAACACUGUUUUAGUUAGAGAUAUGAUCAUUGAUCUGAUGGUCUUGGCAAUGUUAUGCCGUCCAUCAGGAUGAACGUUGGUUAGAAAUUCUCUUUGCUUCAGUGUACACUACCCACGCAAGGUUUGAUUACUACUUACUACAGCCUGCUGCGUAUACACUGCCUCUGAAAGUCAUUAGGGUGACGUAAAUUUGAGCAAGAUUAGAUUACCUUCUUUGUUGGUAUGUUUAAAUUUAAUCGUAUGCAAUGUGAAGUAACAAUUAUCACGUGAACGAGCCUAGCAUACUUAUUUAAGGUGAUUAUGAAUUGUAACAUUCAUAUUUAUUUAGGAUGGGUAUGCACUAGUCGAG